AUGGCCACUGUACAUUCAUAUGUUAUUCUUCGAUCCACUGACAUUUGGAUCCUUGAGGGCAAACCUUUCGAAUCGGUCUCGUUUCGGGCGCCGGUAGAAACCAGCUUUGAGACGCUUCCAGGAACUAUUCGAAGCCUCUCGAAGUGCGCACAAGCAGACGACAAGGUUAUUCUUCUCUGUCAGGCAGAAGAGAAAUUGUUGACGCGUGGUCAAUGGAGCCUACUAUUUCAUCAGACGAUCUUGGCCCGUUGGCACGAUGACGUACCGUUUUUUUAUGAAUGGAAGCAUCGAUAUUAA
Messenger RNA from Akanthomyces muscarius, 297 nucleotides. RefSeq lists its product as uncharacterized. Bases 1 to 297 code for a protein of 98 amino acids. The transcript has 2 exons. The record is from RefSeq and is a predicted model, not a curated record. NCBI's taxonomy places the organism in Eukaryota, Fungi, Ascomycota, Sordariomycetes, Hypocreales, Cordycipitaceae.